Molecule: messenger RNA, 11448 nt
Organism: Anopheles gambiae (African malaria mosquito)
Lineage: Eukaryota; Metazoa; Arthropoda; Insecta; Diptera; Culicidae
Gene: rdgB
Product: protein retinal degeneration B
Exons: 6
Coding region: 3716-7498 (1260 amino acids)
Biological process (GO): phospholipid transport
Cellular component (GO): cytoplasm
Molecular function (GO): phosphatidylinositol binding; metal ion binding; phosphatidylcholine intramembrane carrier activity
Source: RefSeq, a predicted model, not a curated record
GAGUGCGGCCGCACGUGUAACAUUGGCCGUCUACGACGCAGUCGUUCUCGGGACUUGUUCGUGUCGGGCAGCAAGAGAACCGUACUCGCGCACCGGGGCACGGGCGGCUAACGCAAAACACAGAGCAGAGUACAGAGAAAGAGAGCAACAACGACAACAACAACAACAACAACAAAUACACGCAAAAAAGCAUACAUUAAGUAUACAUAUACAUGUGCCGAUACAUGUAUAUAUAUACUGUACAGUUCACCAGCUAAACCAUUCGCCCCACCAACCCCUCCGACUGUGGCUGUGUUUUCGUUUAUCCAUGUUUAUCUAUUGCGCUCUUCCCACUUUCAUCCCCUAAGUGUGUUUGGAAAGCUGUAUGUAUUGUUCCCGCCCCAGCAUCAUCUCGCUGCACUGUUCAAUUCUACACAUAUACACAUAGCGCGUUGUAUUCCGUAUACACCUGUAUUUUUGUGUUUUUAAUUUAACAAAAAAGUCCUCCAUUCCUGACUGAAAUUAUCAAACAUUUGUUUUUGCGCAAAUGUGUUGCAUGGGUUGUGUGUGCGAGCGAUAGUGUUUGUGUCUCUAUGUUUGGUGUAAAAGAGUUAAGAAAAACAGAGCAAGAGACGAGCAGAUCUUCUCGACUGUAUACACUAACCAGAUGAACUGUACGUGUGUGUGUGUAUGUGUGCUCGUGCCCAUGUGUGUGUGUACAACUUUUUUGUAAACAAAUCAUCCGCAAAUUCCGAGUGCUGCCCGUACAUUUAAUUAGCAAACAGAGAGGCCUCUUGCGGGUGCACUUCCUAUAGCUCUAGUGACGUGUUUUUGGUGCGUUCAUCAAGACCGAAUCGAAAGUUAGAACAGUGGAGAAAAGGAAACAGAGGAGAUGACAAGGAAGGGAAAGAGAGAUAGAGAGAGAGAGAGAGAAAGAGGGAGAGAGAGAGAGUGAAAAAGAAAGAGAGAGAUACAGAGAGUGAAAGCGUUAGAGAGCGACACAGCAGGAAAAAGAGAGUGCGUUAGGUCGGUGCCCCCUUUUGCCAUAUUUAUUGAUUUACCUAGGCCGUCGAAGCAGUCGUGUAACAGCAGCAGGUAGCUGUAAGGAUAGGUGAAGUUUGUAUGGGCCUAGUGGAGCCUUUUGUUUUUCUAUCUAUUUUUUGUUUGGUAGUGGAAAUGGUAGUUCUUCCGACGACGAAUGAGCCUGUUAACAAGUUUGUUGCGCAAUCUAUGCGAACUGCAAUGAACGGCAGCAAUGGUGCAGCACCGAUAACAGAUCAACCAUAAACAGUCCUUUGCUAGCUUCAGCUGCUGCUAGCAAGAAGUGUAUUUUGGAUAAAUAUAUAUGUAUUUGUGUGUGUGUAAGUGUGCUUGCGUGUGAGGAUGUAACCAAAGCUGCUCUAUUUGCUUAUCUAGCCUCAAAAAAUACCACGAGUGGCUCCAGGUAGGCAGUACAUCUGCUCGAAUGAACCAACAGAGGCCGCUCAAAACCUCCAGAAACGCUUUGUUGCGCCCUUUCCGUGGCGCUGUUGUUGGCGAAUCUUCCCCCUCAAGGUCAAACAGAGAACCGAGCAUCAAUUAGCAUCUGACGGUAUUUACACUAGAAGCAAAAAACACAAAAAAAAGUACAACAGCAACGCUGCAGGUUUAAGGUAGUGCAGGGUAAUCUCUGUGGGGGUAAGGGUCAGGCAAAAGUCGCGGGACCUGCUCUCUGGGAACGGCUGCUCUCUACGCUGUUGUACCACACACAGCAGAGGAUUUCGAAAUGUAUUUCCUGGUUCUGGUCCAGCACGGAAAAUUGCGCUCAUUUUCGGCAGCGCGCCGUUUACGCUACACGAUUGAGUACCUCCAGGCACCAGGUAAGCAGAUAUAGCAGGACGGUAGCUUGGUAGCUACCUUUUAUACCCACGCACGACACAACCAGGAAGGCAGUACAUUUGCUACUCGGCCGGGGUUGUAUCGUUUCUUUGUGUCGAAUGAAAGAUAGAAAUUGAACAGCAAACUGAGUAGGCCGUUCAAUUGUAGCCCAAGUUCAAGUUGCAGCGUAGUGGGAGGAGGAGGUAAAAUGGAAUUCCCUUAUCAUGAGCAAAAAGGAAGCAGGCUUAUUAUUAGAUUAUUGCGAUUGUUGCGAUUGCACUUGUUAGGCAGUUUAAUAGUCUUGGGGCAGUUAGGGAAAUCCGGUUCGAAGGACCAAAUUAUUUUGGUUCCCGUUUCAAACAUAGCUGAGUGGAGAUACAUUUUACCAAAGCAGCCCUUUGACCUUUCGACAAGCUUUGAGCGAUAAAGACAAAAAAGCUCUAAAUAAUAGUACAGAAUCUCACGUGGAUAAGCAAAAAAAAAAAAAAACUAUCACAAAAGCUAUGUUCUGUCCCGGUUUCGAGUACCCGCUCUGGGCUAGAUGAGUGUAUCGUGUUCACCUGUGAGGCGAGUUGCCUACCAUUCGGGCGCAAAAAAUAGAUUGGCUUUAUUCGCUCCAGAACAAGCACCCACACACAUACACACGCUUACAUGCGCUCAUACACGGUUACACGUGUUUGGUGUUCGAGAGAUGCAGGAGACUAUGCUUGGCCUAGCGGACCGUGCUAUCUGGAUUCAGUUCAAUUUAAUUAGGGACCGUUUGUUGCAUGAUUCAAAAAUAGGAUUAAUACAGGUCAGGAGCGACAGUGUGUGUGUUAGAGGAAGAGACAUGUAUAGAAACAUAACGAGAGGGGGAGAGAGAUAGCCAGAUAUAUACACAAAAGAGAGAGAAAGAGCAAGAAAACAGAAGAAAAAAACGUUUGCGCGCAGCAAGUAGUAACGGAACAUAGCUGAAACGGCGGAGACUUUAAACUGAGUUGGAUGCAUUUUGGAGCAAGCUAAUCUGCCCACAAACAGGCGCGGAACAUACGUAUACGCCCGGUUGUGAGAUUGUUUGUUUGAUUGAUUAGUAGAUCAACUGAUUAGUAGAAUGUUCUAUUUUAUUUAAAGCUUUCCCUCUCUUUAUGUCUCGGGCUUUCCAAUCGCCCUUUUUUCUUUUGCCCUUUUUUCGUUUCUAUUUCCCUUCUGACAUGUAUUGCUUUCUACUUCGAGGCAGGUGGUCUUACUGAUACUUCCGUUACAUGCUAGAGUAACAUUGUUAUGUAACUAAGUGUGUGUGUGAGUGUAUUUAUGUGUAGUUCCGUCCCUUAGUAGUACGACAUUAACCUGCAUUAUGUAAGGAACGGGCCAGCACCACCGCCAGAAAGCAAUCAGAUAUGCAUGCGUGUUUAGAGUGGACUUUUUAAUUUCGGAACCCCGCCGCAAGACGACCUGCAUGUGGGUGCUGUGUGUGUAUAUCUUCGCAUGUGUGCGUGUGCGUGCGUGUGUAUGUGUAGUAGACACAACGUGCCAUCAGUCGGCCUGCAUGCCAUAGGCUACCAGUCAGUCAGUCAGCUUCGAGCGUUCGGAACGCUCCUGAAGAGAACUGCGUUCACCGCGAAUAACACACGCUGCCUCGCUGUAAAUCUUCGCUCGUUUUCUUGCUUCCGACUCCGUUUAUUCUUUUAUUAUAAUUUCGUUUAUCAAUGUCGAAUCUACCUGCGUUUCGGUAGUUGUGAACUGAAGCAUACAAAAUCAAAAAUAAACAGGCGAACCAAAACCACAACCAAACAUAUCCCGAUCAACCGUCGCUUGAUGGAAAGCGGACGACGAACGUGCAGUGAAACUGACCUGUGUGUACCAUCAUUCCCUGUUGCAGGAAAGCAUUAACGGCUAAACGAUGUUAAUAAAAGAAUAUCGUAUUCCACUGCCACUGACGGUAGAGGAAUAUAGAAUAGCUCAGCUGUACAUGAUAGCGAAAAAAAGUCGUGAGGAAAGUAGCGGCGCUGGCAGCGGGGUCGAGAUCAUCGUGAACGAACCAUAUCAGGACGGACCGGGCGGCAAUGGGCAGUACACGCGCAAGAUCUACCACGUCGGCAGCCACCUGCCGGGCUGGAUCAAGGGCCUACUGCCGAAGAGUGCGCUCACGGUCGAGGAGGAGGCGUGGAACGCGUACCCGUACACGAAGACCCGCUACACCUGCCCGUUCGUGGAGAAGUUUUCGCUAGAGAUCGAGACGUACUACUUCCCAGACAAAGGGCACCAGGACAACGUGUUCAAGCUGAGCGGAGCUGACCUGCGCAACCGGAUCGUCGACCUGAUCGACAUCGUGAAGGACCAGCUGUACGGGGCGGACUAUACGCGCGAAGAAGAUCCGACCGUGUACUGCUCGGAGCGGACCGGGCGCGGCCCGCUCUCCGACUGCUGGCUGGACGAGCACUGGGAGGAGGUACAGGGCAAGCAGCAGCCGACCGCCCGCAACAUGUCGCUCAUGUGCGCUUACAAGCUGUGCCGGGUCGAGUUCCGCUACUGGGGCAUGCAGACGAAGCUGGAGAAGUUCAUCCACGAUACCGCGCUGCGGAAGACGAUGCUGCGGGCGCACCGGCAGGCGUGGGCCUGGCAGGACGAAUGGUACGGCCUGUCGAUGGACGACAUCCGGGAGAUAGAGCGGCAGACGCAGCUCGCCCUGCAGCGCAAGAUGGGCAACGAAGAGGGUGGCAACGAGCAGGACGGGGAGGGCGAGGAGGGCGAGGGUACCAAAGCGGCCGCCGAGCAGGACAAUCGAAACGCCAAUCAAAUUUACUCGAUCGAAAAGACGAACGAAAAUUCGACGCCUCACAUGGAGAAGAAGGAAGCGAUCCCGAUCAUCACGACCACGGCGGAGGCGGACCACGGUGGGCCCGGUGCGGGCCGACCAUACCGGAAGGAAAAACCGAAACCGUCCGCCCCCAGCUCCGAGGAGGACGACACGCCAGAUGGGAAACAGCAACAGCGGCGUCGGGAGGAGGACGAUGAGGAGGAAGACGAGGACGAGGAUGUCGAGGAUGAAGAGGAGGAUGAGCGACACGGUGGAAGUCGCGGGCAAUCUCAGCAGGGCGUCGCCUGCUAUCUGCGCAAGCAGAACAACACUGGCUCCAAGAGCAAACUACAUUCACCGCUCGGCUCCGCACACAGCUUCGAUUUGCAGGUUGCCAACUGGCGCAUGGAAAAGCUGGAGGUGGAUUCAAAAUCGGGCUCGGAGGAGGAAUUUUUCGACUGUCUAGGUGAUAUGGGCGAAAAGGCAUCGCUGGUGAAGUGGAGCUCGCUGGAGCUGCUGGCGGAGGAAGAUGACAGCCCGCAGCUGGCGCCGAACCACCGCAACCAGGAGGACAGCAUCUUCAGCCAGUCGUACCUGCAGCGGGUGACGUCCGAGCGGGGCACCCGGCGCUCCUUCCUGGGGCACCAUUCGUCCAGCAUCGACCGGGGCACCGGGCACGGCGACCCCUCGCCGCCCGGUUCGCCCGGCCUGCCGUCCUGCCCGACCACGGUGCUGGUGCUGAUCAUGCACGCCGGCAGCGUGCUGGACGCGAGCUCGGACAUGACCACCAAGAAGUCGGACAUCACGACGUUCCGCGGCGCGCUCGAGUCGGUGAUGCGCCAGCACUACCCGUCGCUGGUCGGGCACGUCGCGCUGCGGCUGGUCGCCUGCCCGGCCGUCUGCUCGGACGCGCUCGGCAUCCUGUCCAGCCUGAGCCCGUACUCGUUCAACACCUCGCCGUCGAGCGCGGACGUGUCGAGCCUGGCGGACGUGCCGAUCGGUGCGAUCCCGCUGCUGGCCACCUGCUCGCCCGACUUCCAGGAGUCGGUUAGCCGGGCCGUGUCCUGCGCCAACCAGACGUUCGCCGACUUCCUCAAGUCGGACGAGGGCCGCGGCUUCAACGGGCAGGUCGUGCUGAUCGGCGACUCGAUGGGCAGCGUGCUGGCGCACGACGCGCUGUGCCGGUCGGCCGCCCACCAGGGCAGCGAAGCGUCCGGCCUCAACCACAUCGCCGACUUUGCCGAGGGGAACGAUCUCGACGCGACCAAGCUGCUGACGGCUCCGUCGCCCCGCCGCCGCUCCUCCUCCACGAGCGAGUCGCGCGUGCCCAAGUUCGAGUUCGAGGUGGGCGACUUCUUCAUGUUUGGCAGCCCGCUGGCGGUGAUCCUGUCCGCCCGCCGCCUCUCGGACGCGCGGUACGGGGCCAGCAAGCCGGCCUGCACCCAGCUGUACAACCUGUUCCACCCGACCGACCCGACCGCCGCCCGGCUCGAGCCGCUGCUGUCCGCCCGCUUCUCGAUGCUGCCGCCGCUGAACGUGCCGCGGUACGCCAAGUACCCGCUCGGCAACGGGCAGCCGUGCCACCUGCUCGAGCUGAUCCAGUCCAGCCCGCAGCUGUUCGCGGACGGCGGCCCGGCCGUCCCGUCCGCCCGCCGCCUCUCCGACACCUCGAUCCAGAGUGCCGCGUCCGGCAUGAUCGACAACGUGCCGCUCACCACGAUCAACCAGCUGCAGCAGCGCUGGUGGGGCUCGAAGCGCCUCGACUACGCACUGUACUGCCCGGAGGGGCUGAGCAACUUCCCGUCGCACGCGCUGCCCCACCUGUUCCACGCGAGCUACUGGGAGUCGAGCGACGUGGUCGCGUUCAUCCUGCAGCAGAUCGGGCGGUUCGACGAGCCGGGGGCCGCCGGCUACGGCUACGAGAAGGACGUGUCGAGCUUCCGGCCGUCGCAGCCGCGCGAAAAGUGGAACAAAAAGCGCACCUCGGUCAAGCUGAAGAACGUGGCCGCCAACCACCGGGCGAACGAUGUGAUUGUGCGCGAGGGCGAACCGCAGCGGCUGGUCGCCCGCUUCAUGUACGGGCCGCUCGACGUGAUCACGCUCGCGGGCGAACGGGUGGACAUACACGUGAUGCGCGAUCCGCCCGCCGGCGAGUGGCAGCUGCUCUCGACCGAGACGACCGACAAGAACGGGCGCGUCAGCUACAUCGUGCCGGCGGAGCAGGCCUGCGGGUACGGCAUCUUCCCGGUGAAGAUGGUGGUGCGGGGCGACCACACGUCGGUCGACUUUUACAUCGCGGUGGUGCCGCCGCGCACCGAGUGCAUCGUGUUCAGCAUCGACGGGUCGUUCACCGCGUCCGUGUCGGUCACCGGGAAGGAUCCGAAGGUGCGGGCCGGCGCGGUGGACGUGUGCCGCCACUGGCAGGAGCUCGGCUACCUGCUGGUGUACAUUACCGGCCGGCCGGACAUGCAGCAGCAGCGCGUCCUGUCCUGGCUCAGCCAGCACAACUUCCCGCACGGGCUGGUGUCGUUCGCCGACGGCCUGUCGACCGAUCCGCUCGGCCACAAGGCCACCUACCUGAACAAUCUCAUCCUGAACCAGGGGCUGAUCGUGCACGCCGCGUACGGCAGCAGCAAGGACAUCAGCGUCUACACCAGCAUCGGCCUGAAGCCGAAGCAGAUCUUCAUCACCGGCAAGGUGAGCAAAAAGCACCAGUCCAUGGCGACACCACUGACCGACGGGUAUGCCGCGCAUCUCAGCUCGCUGAUGACGGUGGGCGGCUCCCGGCCGGCGCAGGGCAACGCCCGCAUGGUUAUACCGCGCAGCUGCUUCAACCUGCCCGGCCAAAAUCAAUCCAUUCGCAGGCGAAGGUUCGUGCCGGGCUAGGCUAGUGGGCGCGGGCGGAGCCCAGCGCGAACGGACACCGGAACCGGCACAUGGAACCAAUCGAAUCAACACUAACCCCAAGGCAGCCAACAAUAUCCUAAACAGGGCCCCAGCAGCAACCCUUGCAAUCCAUGCCAAAAAGAAGAAACUGGAGGAAGAGGAGGAGGAAUAAGAAGAAAAAAAGGGUGGGGGGAGGUAAUACCUAAAGCCAGUAACCAAGCGGAGAGCGACAGCGUAUAGGAAGAGAACGUAAAAGAAGAGGAGAGAAGAACAAGGGGGAAUAGUAGUAAACAUAUAUAAAAGCACUAUUUAAGAGUUGCAUCCUGUAUAGUAGUUGUUCGGCAGGAAGGGCAAUAAGUGGAGUGGAGUGGAAGGCACGAGAAGCAUGAGCAAAAGAUGAAGCAGCGAACCCCGUAAACCAAACGAUAUUCCUUAGCGUGUAAGCAGCGUUAUAUAAACACACGUGCACCAGUUUUUUGUUCGAUUCUCUCUCGCUCUCUCUCUCUGUCUCCCUCUCUGUCUCUUCCUCGAUCUCUCAUAGCUUUCGGACGUAUCAGUUAAGAAUCGGUACAGAGAUGUGGCAGCCCUCCCCUCCCUCUCCUCAGCAAUCUAUGAUAUAUAUAAUAUAUAUUAGCCAAUGGCAAAGGUGUGGAAGACCACAGUGCGCAAAAAGGCAUUUGCGACCAAUACGAAAGAUCUGUCAACAGGAACUGUUAUGUGUUAUGUAGCGAAACUUAACUAUAGUGAGAAUGAUAUCAUCAGUCGAACAUGGUUCGAAUAGAAAAGGAAACACACACACACACACACACACACCAACACGAUACUCAAGCGAUCACCAACUAUCACUGGCUAGUGACAGGCGACUCUAAGGAAGCUUGGCAAUAAGAAGCGAACCCUACAGCAAUAAUCCUGCGCCCCUGCAUUAUCUCUCGAAGCAAAAUCCCUCGCGCUCUCUCUCUCUCUCUCGCUUUUCAUUCCAUACAUAUUCCUAUACACUCCCAUCCACCCCACCCCUCUCCUAUCUCCUGUCUUUGUCUUACUCACCCAAAAACGCAAACACACACGCAUCCAUCAAACUCAGCACCAGUGAGGCGAUUAUCGGGCGAGCACGAGAAAACACAUACACACACACACACACAUAUAGGUGCCAGGCUCUAGGCGAAAACAGGGGAUUGCAGCCAUUUGUAAAAAUAAAUCAGGAUUUCUAUGCAAUAUUCUAUUUUGUCACAUGGUGAGUAUGCUGUGUCACCUUGCAACAAUAUCCCAACCACCAUCCCCUGUUACCCCACCCCUUCCCCUAAUGCAUGUUUUAGUACAAAAUUGACCACUCACCCCUCUCUUCGAUGCUCCUUGGUUUUGCUGCACACGGCACCCCCGAACCCGAACUAUUUCCGACUGAGGCUAACCGCUAAACUCGUUCACUUCGUUUCAGGUACCUGGCUUAGAAGACUGUCUCUUAAACCGGCUGUAAAGAGGAAGAAACCCAAAUUAAAACAAAACAGAGAAAAACGCAAAAAAACGCAUACAGAUAUGAAAAGAAAGCAAAGGGAAUAAUAAUAUAAAUAAAUAAAAAAAACAACUACAGAUGAAUCUAUGUAACAACAACUCUAAUAACAAAGCGAACAAAACUGACGCGGAGAAGGCGCGAAAAGAAAACACAGAACCUGUUUAAAACGUGAAGCAAAACAAAAAAAAAGAGAAAGAUACCGUUUAUAAUUAUUAUAACCUUGUUAUUCGAGUAUUGUUGAGCCUUAUCUCGGUUUUUGUGUUUUCACAAUAAUGAAAAGGAGUGGUGGUAGGAUGAGGUGGUAGACAUCAAUUCAAUGUUCUGAUAUAUACAAGUCGAAUCUGUUUGGAUAUGUAAUUAAUUUGUAAGAACGUUUUACCCGACGCGGAUUGGGCACACACACACACAUACAUACACACAUCCACACAUUUGUGGUGCGAAAGUGUGCGAACAUACCUACAAAAACCAAAACAAAAAAAAAAACAAAAAACAAAAACAGUGGAAAAGGGAAAAAGAAAAUUGCAAUGUUGCUGGUAAGCGGCAGCAGUAAAGGAACAAACAAAAAUCCCACGCCGAUGCGCACCUAAUUACUGAACAUAUACAUAUAAUGGAUACAACUUACAUAUAAAACCGCGGGAAUAGGUGUCCAGAACUGGAUGGUAGUACAGUGCAAACGUUGUAAGAAUCUAUACAUAUAUACAUAUAUACAUAUAAUAUACAUCCGUAGACGUAUUAUACAGGAGUCAUCCAAAUGUUCGUAGUUUGAGGCAAACGUCCGUUAGACGCCCGGCAAUGUGUUAGAGAGAGAGAGAGGGGGGGGGGGGGAGAGGAUACAAUGAACAGGGGACAGGAAACCCUGCCCAGGGCGGGUUCCUGUAUAAAGCAAUGAGGUGCCCACUCCGCUCACCUAGAUGGGGAAGCACUGGGGAAUAGAGGAGAAUAUAUUCUAAAACUUUGAUGUUUCUUUACUGUUAACGUAUGGAAGACGUAUGGAUGUGUGUGUGUGGGUGUGUAGCAAAUUGUAGUGAUUUAGAGGUUUAAAACCUGCCCCGCUCCCCCUCCAUUCAAGAAAGCAAGAUUGAAAGUAAAACAAGCAAAGAAAUGAAAUGGGAAAAGGGGAAAGAUGACAAACUAACAGCUGAAAAUGAUGGGGCACUUAGAAGAAGUAGGAAAAAGAAUGCGAAAGCAGUACAUGUAUGUGUUGAGUGGUCAAAAUAAACUGAAAAUCAAACUCUGAAACCAAUGAACGACGUAAUAUUGCAAGAAGAUGUGAAACGGAACUUGUAACUUGUAACUUUAUCUAGCAGCGCCGCAACUGCACACUAUACAUUACGGAUUUACACACACACACACACACACAUACACCUCAACAUGAAUACACACCUACACACGAACACACUCACAGUUAUGCAAGGCGAGUGAUUUGGAAGUCUUCUCAUAAAAAAAGCAAAAGCGAAACAAAAAAGCAAGAAAAAGGCUGUCAAUCUCUGAACCCACUACGCAAGAGCUGCGCUGCUCUGCUGUAGUAAUUACUCGUACCAUACGUUGUGUCUCUCGCCAUGAUUAUUUAUCCUCCGUCACGGAGCGACUAUUGCAAGUAUGGAUGGAACGCAGAAACCGUACCCAUGGGACUAAACCCAUCAGAGGAGUCCAUAUUCAUGUAUGUGUGUGUGUGUGUACCAAAUGUACUAACAGUUGGGUUGACAGCUGGUGUCACUCUGCCACAUCCGUUACUAGGUAUAGCCGCUACUUAAACUAGGUCGAUGUCCCCAUUCAUGUUUAUCAUCGCAGGAAUACCACGAACGGUUAAAAGCUCCGUAAACCCAUAUUCACAACAUCCGCACAUCCACUCUGUAUAACACUUGUACUCAAAAAGAGCAGCUCUCGACGAAUUUACACGCAGCAGAAGGAACCCGAGCGAGGAACAAAAGUAACAUACACUCAAAACAAACAAACAAACAAAAAAGAAAACAAACGAAGUAUUCUAUUCACUGGACAAUCUUUGACUACGAUCAAAACUAGUACUAUUACUUCUACUAUUGCAGCUGCUGCUACUACUUCCACUACUAAAUGCAAACUGAAAGCAAACGGAAGCAAACAAACAAAUGAAAUCGAACCCCAGUUCCCCCGCUUCCCACUCCCCCUGUAAAUCAACAAAGGAAAAGGUUGUAAAAGCGAAACGGCUGAAUGUUGUAUAAGUGUAAAGAAUUAUUAGCAACUCCAACCGUCAGUGAAUCGUUAGCUGUAUCCACGUUUUGGAUGCGAUCUAUACUGCAUACACAGUACACACAUGCACACAAAUAUACACAGACACACUGACACGCCCUACAAACGAAGAUUUCAGCUGACACUUGGCUAUACUAAGCGGAUACUAUGAAUCAGUUGCUUACUCGUAAAGUGAUGUAAUUGCUUGUACAUUAAUAAAUGAUAAUAAUAAAACAAA